Messenger RNA from Trichobilharzia regenti, 753 nucleotides. The record is from the annotation of a GenBank genome assembly. Lineage: Eukaryota; Metazoa; Platyhelminthes; Trematoda; Strigeidida; Schistosomatidae.
AUGAGUUUGAGUUUGAGACCGAGGGAAGGCACAUUCAAAGAAUACAUCACAUGGGUCGGAAUUGAUGUGACAUAUUUGAUAAUAAUCAUGUUGGCAGUCAUGAUUAUAAUAAGCAACAUAAGUAUUCUUCAAGAGUAUUUCUGUAAAAAUAUCGUAGUCAUAUUGGGAAUUGUCUUGUUUGCUGCCGCUCUGUUUGUCUUCACGUUUGGGCUCAAGAUAAUUCAGGAAAACUUUUGGUAUUCACAUAUUGACUAUGGACUAAUCGUCCUACUCAUAUCCAUCGCAUACUGUUGUGUUUUUGGUCGAUUCUACGCACUCUUUAUAUUUAUAAUCUUGAAUGUGUCUCUAGCAAUAGCUGCCGCAGUCAUGAUAAUCGCUGUCAAUCUGAAACGUUUGGAUUUGCCAGCGACUCCUAUCCAUCCUUCUCUACGCUCUGCAUGUUCCAUUCUCUAUUCGACUCAUGCAUGCGAAGCUCUAGACAUUCCUAAACUAAGACAAACAUCACGCCAGAAUUCCCUGCAUUUCAGUGAUUCUCCAACUGAGGAAGCCGUUAGCGAACUGUGUCUAUGCAUCGGUUCAAUGCUCGGUUUAUUCCUUCUUGGAAACACAGUACGCGACUGUGUAGGUAGUAAACAUUCAUUCUGUUUUGCAAUGUGUCAGGCGUUCUUUUUCUGGAUUUUCAUUACUCUCUUAUUCUCAGGAAUUUACAUGUUGAUAUUACCUUCAAAAAAGAAGGAGGGUAACAGGGAUUAA